GCGAAAAAAGUAGAGAUGUUAAAUUAGGUUACAAUUCUAUUUUGCAUCAGUGAAGCGGAUGCGAGUCUUUAGUCUCGUCGAUGAUGUCAUCGUGUUGGAAUUACGGCGGCUCGAAAGGCAUUAAAAUACGUUAAUAAAUCAGAUAUACCGAUAAAAAAAGUUACUAAUUGCCCCAAUAAUAUUCAAUUUUUGGUGAUUAUUUCAAUUUCGCCCACUUUAAACGUUUGAAUUGAUUUUUCUAUGCCUUUAAAACGUCCUCUUUAAGCCAGUGGCGGUUAAACUUCAUUGCCCAUGAUGCACUUCGCUAAAGUUCAACCCUCAUGCGUUUUUUUGGUAGUUGGGCUCAAAUCACAGGCGGGAGAAGAGGGAAGCAAGAAAAUGGUGGCAGGAUUUAAACUUUAAACGUUACCGUGUUGUUACUGUAAUAUUUAUUCUGACUUCAUUUUCAUUUGGCGUCAAGACGAGAGGAAAAUUAGAUUUUAAUGAACACCUUUUGACGUUGGCUCAAAAGUCGGAGACCCACAAGAGGAGAAGCAACAGGGUUAAAAAUGAUCAUGAAGACACACAAGCGCAAGCUCCAGCCGGAUCAGUCUUCAGAGGAUUCCCCAUGCAGUGGUGCAGUAGCGUGGGAGAAACAACGGCAAUUUGUGUUCAGCGUCUCCUUGCGCAAAUACCGUCGGGACCAGGAGCUGCCCGAGCCCAGCCUACGGAGGUCAGUCCUUAUUAGCAACACGCUACGACAGGUAGAAGCGUGUUUGGCGUCGCCGCCGGAGAACAGCUCGCCGUCUCCUGCCAAGAAUCAACGUAUGGCAGAAGCCGAGGACUGGACGUCGCUGUCAACAGACCCAGAUUUUGGCAUCACGCCCGCCGUCUCGUCUAUUCUCAGCGGGUUGGACUCUGAUGCGUCGCCGCGAGCGGCGCUGCGGUCCCUGGAGAACCUCCAAUCCUGCCCGGACACCGGCAUGUCGUGGUUGAAGCAGCAGGUCCGAGGCACGCACGGCCAGGACCUGAUGGAGUGGGAGGCCGGCGUGGAGGCGGCGCGUUCCAGCUACCUCAAGGACGUCACGGCCGAAGACAUGUUCCAGGACAUAGACACAUCCCAGUUGGAGAGUGACGCGGCCGCCCUCAGCCUACGGGCCGAGGAAAUCCCGUAUCACGGCGCAAAGGGCCUGCCGUCCUUUUCUUCUUUCAGCUCGCCGACGACGUCCCUCAGGGACGGCUUGGAUCUGGAGCACUUGGUGACUAUGCUGGUCGAAUCCUGACAGGUUUGAACGGGAGAUGUUGGAACGUUCUAUCCAGAUUCUUUGCAAACUAGUAAGACAACGGCAUAAAAUGCUGAAAGUGCAAGUAAGUUGUAUUAGUCCUUUAAAUUGUCUUACUAGAAAAGACAUUGCUAUAAAUGCGGAAAACGUGUUUCAACUCAUUUGCUGCCGUUGACAGUAAUGGACGAACCAGAGUUGCUUUAAAAGUGAGCCGUUUUUACAUUAAUCACAGUAACUUUGGAAUAUUACUAUUUACAACAUUUCUGCUGUUCAGCUUUUUUCCAUAAAUUGACAUUGGCUGCCAUUACACGCUAGACGUCCAGGUGACUGUUCGUUCAUUCACUCCGCCCAGUCAAAAGAUUUGACGGCACUAGACAUCCAUGGAAAUAAUCAGACGGAACUGUCGAAACACUAAAAUGUUACGUGGAAUCUUCCGUGAAGAAAAGUUUUGCCUCGUAUUUAUCAAAGCAGUUUGUAUGAAGAUAUUUUUGUCUUACUUUUGGUCUGUUUUGUAUUCAUGAAACUUUUGUUUCCUUGUCGGAGUAAACGCACUUUUUUUUUUUUCUUGGACGUUUUGAAAUACGCCUUACUGAGCAAAGUUACAUUUCUUCUGACAGUGUUCCAAUAAGACUCAAAUGUUUUUAUUUUGUGCUUGUUUUUUAAAAUGGAGGGCACAAUGCCAGUGUUGUAACUUCUUCAAAGAGAUUUGUAACAUUUUUCACUUGUACUAAUAUUUUUGUUAAAUUGUUAUGAUACAAGUGUUGUCUGGGCUUUUUUUCCCCUCCCCCCUCUCCAACUCAAUCCCUUAAUUCAACAUCUUUAUUACUGAACAAGUUAUUGUACAGAAUCUUGGUUAAAACAUAAUCAAUAAAGUGCAUCUCAAGCAUUCACAUCACAUAUUUGGCCCUAAACCACUAUGAAAAACACAUUGACAGCAAUAAACUUUCAAUCGGUUUUGACAAAAUUGCUUGGAUGUCUAUUUCCGAUAACUGCCGGGGAUUGAUAAACUGUUCGAGGGAGCAGUUAGACGCUAUGAAAACAUACCCGAAAAACAUACUUUGGCAUCCUUAGGCUGUGACGCAUCCAUUUAAAGUUCAUCAGAAACCGACUGAUGUUUCUUUUCAGUUCUUGGGCUGAAAAUUCACGUCACCGGUCACCCACGGAGUUGUACGAAGGGCGCUUUUGUCCGCCGCCGUUCUCCACGAUGGGCCGGCGGUCCUCGUUGGGGUCGGACACCUCGCAGCGUGGCAGCUGCAGGUAAGUGGUGAGGCCGUGCAGGUCGGCCAUUUUGUGGAAAGCACGCAGAAGCAGGUACAUCAUCAUCAGGCCCAGGAACAGGUACACUGAAAGGCACAUAAAACAUUCUCAAAAGUGAAUUGAAUUUCUGAAUUAGGGAUGUUGCGAAGCUGAUUUUUUUUUUUUUUUUUUCCCACUUCCGAUUCAAUUAAGAUAUGGGCAUUUUUAGCAGCCUUUUUAAUUUCAGUCAUAUUUUAGUCAUUUCAAAAUGUGUUUUAGUUGAUUACUCAAAAAUGUAUUUGAAAAUUAAACAGAAGCACAUACCGUAUUUUGUAGCAUCUACAACGCCAAUUUCAUAAUACUGUACAGGAAAAUAGUUCAAUUUUUUCAAUGAAUUAUACCCUCCUGGUUUAAGAUGGCGCUCGCUAUGCAAAAUGCAAAAGCUAUGCUAAUGCUACAAGUUACAUUUAAUGUGUGAUAGCACAGGCGUUUAAAGGCUAAAGCAAGAUUGCAUAUUCUCUCUUGCCAAGGCAAGAAAACAAAUCUUACAUAAAAAGCAUGGCCGGACCCAGAUGAGAUGGGGACGCGCAGCAUGUCAAAUGAGUGACACCGCCAAGCUGACGUGCCCCUCUUAUAAUACAUCAAAAUGUUUCGUUAUCGUUGAAGAAAAAAUUGGUAUGGGUAUCGGCACUGACAAAACAUUUCUAGAUGAGCAAUAAUAAGUAAUCCCUGCUGGUACCUCCUCAAGAAAUGCUCUGUGACAAUCAUUAGUCGAUAGAGAGGUAGUCUCACACAGCAGAAAUGCUUGAUGGUUGCCCAUGUAAUAGUUUGAUUUACAGCAGCCAAAAAGUGCCAUGUUGCUAAAAAUGUGAAUACUGGAUCUGAUCUUGUGACCAAAUCAGAUACUCCAUAAAUGGCUAUAUCGGGCUUCACUGCCGAUACAAACACUGAGUAUCGGAUUGGGACAUCACUAAUCCGAAUCCCUUUAUAGGGCACUCAUUUAACCCCUUCAGGCAUAAUGGUCAUUACAGUGGACAGCUAUUCAAAAGUUUGAAACUUAAGACCUUUAACCUUUUACAGGGCAAGUGACCAUUUUUGGUCAUUAAAAUAACUUAAUCAGCAGUUACAGUACAUGGCGGAUAACACAGACAAGACUGAAAAAGCAGUUGUUGCUCUUGCACUCCUUAAAAGAAACUGCUGUAUUUUAAGCCAUAACAACUGUUGGGUUUGAUGGACCAAUGUGUCUGUAUGCUGCCAUAGCAGAUUCAUGGCGCAUUAAGCCACCAAACUUUUUAAUUUGCCCUUUUUACCGUGGAAACCCCCGUUUACAGAUGUCGCGCAACCACUUUUGUUUCAACCCAGCCAUGAAAACAAGGUAAGUAAUUAUAUUAUUCAAAAUGUCAUUUUUUAGCUUAGAAUCAUUAAUUGAUGUCUAAUCUUUCAUUUAAAAAAAAAAAAAGGGGACAAAAAAUUAUUCACUCGCAUAUUUUACUUUUAAACAAAUUACGUCACAAUGAAAAAAAUUGGCGUCCGUAAAAAAGUAUAUAAAGGAUAUCUACCUCAUAACUAUCACGAAAUUGUAUUUUUUUGUUAGUCACAUUUUCCCCGAUAUGUUAGAUGAUAAUCGAUCCAAACAAAGAAAAAUUGAAAAAAAGCAUUUAAAAGUGUAUAUAUAUAUAUGAAAAAAAAAAUCUCGACCACUCUCCGAUGUCUGCGAUUUCUGCAUCACGACCCUUGUUAUAUUACCAUAUUUAAAAAAAAAUUUUUUUUUUAAAAUAAUGCCCUCCUGUCCAAAAUUUUUCUUUCCCCAGAAAAUUGAGAUUUUAAGCUUUCCAAUGAUGUAUCACACAUGCAUACUGGACAAUUUUGAAAUUUGGCCAAAUUGGGGGUCUCAGAGCGGAACUUCAAGUCACCUGAGUGUUUUCCGCCAUAUACUCGUAUAUUAUUAUUAGUCAUUAUUGUAUUUAAAAAAUAUAUAUGUAGAUGAAAUCUUCAUAAUGUUAACAAAAGCUAAAUUAAUGACAUUGAAAUUAAUAAAAACAAAGGUCAACCGAUAUAUUGGCCGGGCGAUAUAUGGACUUUUUCCCCAAGAUCAGCCAUUGGCCGAUAUGAUCGUACUUAACUUUAUGACUGUCGACUCACUGAUAUAUCGGCUGGCCGAUAUAUGGUUUUCUUUUCAAGAUCAGACGAUACAAGAUCUGUUAACAUUGUGAAUUUGCACCAUCUAGUGGACAGUAUUACAAAAGCAAGCAGAAGAAAUACAGGGUGCACCAAAGUAAACUUUUCAGCACUCUAAAAAAAAAAAAAAAAUAAUAAAAUAAAUAAAUAAAAUGAUGGAAGUAUUUAUUCACAGUAAAUAAAACCCUAAACAUGCCAUUAUAGAAACAAUUAUGGAAUUUUUUUCCCCCCCAAAAUUAUGUCCUUUAACAGGUGUCCUCAUGUACGAAUGUGUUCUUGAAAUCUGCAGAGGACUACUGUUCAAAGACAGGAAUUUUUUAAGUGUGGGCAUGAACAAGUGGCAGCACUGCAAGAUGGUGCCCUUCAGCAGGUAAUCACUGCAAUUUUAGUAACCAUAGUGAAUUCAGGAUGAAGUUCACAGUAUCCCAGCGGUCAAUGAGGACUCAACAGUAGAUGAUUGCAAGAAUGCAUUUGUUCAGGAGGACGCCAUUUAAAUGGGGGGGAUGCACACCUACUCCUCCCAGUGCCUCAGCAGAGCUCUAAACAUCCUCAAGGAUAGCUCACAUCCUGGUUUCCAGCUGUUUGAACUGCUCCCCUCUGGGAAACGCUAUAGGCGUUUAAAAGCAGGAACAGACUGAGGAACAGUUUCUUUGCUGAAGCCAUCUCCACCCUGAACUGCCAUAUGUAACACCACAUCACCCAAUGUCCAAUAUUCAUUUACAUGCAAUAUUCACGUGUAUUAUUAACGUGCAAUAUUUAUAUUCAAUGCCUCACUGUCAACUGUUGCUACUUCAAUUCACACACACACACACACACACUAUGUGCAAUAUUUACGUGCAAUAUUAACGUGCAAUAAUCAAUGCCUUCAAUGUCAACUGCUGCUACUUCACCUCAAUUAUUUGCACUACCUAAACAUGGGACUACCUCAUCACAUUUUACAUUUAUUUAGAUCUUAUACACUUGCAAGACACUUUGAGACUUUUACUUAUCCUGCACUGAAGCGGAGAUGCUCCACAAUUUCAUUGUCCAACUGUAUAAUCACAACAAAGGGCUAUUCUAUUCCAUAAUUUCAAUUACUAUGAAUAAAAUACGUUUCUUCCAUCAGUCUUGAUUUUAUUGGAAUGUGCAAAAGUUCCCGUUUUUUCGGCUCACCCUUUAUUUAAUUCUAUUCAAUACAUAUAUAUUUCAAUUGGCUUUCAUUACAAACAAUAACUACAUCAUUUGUCAGCUUCUAAAAUUGGCAACUGGCUGAUUUUUUUUGAAACUCCCAUAUCAGUCGACCUUGAAACAGAAAUACUUGGGGAUGGAACCACAGUGUAAACCAUAGUUAAUUUGUUUCCCAUAGUAUUUAAUGUGUUGCAUGCUAUUGGUGGCGACAGAUGUCCAAUUUAUUACAACAGACUAUGAAUGCUCAUAUCUCACAGCCAUUGAUGGCGAUAGACGUCCAAUCUUUUUGACUGGGAGGUGUGAAUGAAAAAUGUUCACAGACAAAAUUAACAUUAUUUCGCUCCUCACACUCAAAAUGGAUUGGAUGUCUAGUGACGUCAAUCGCAGCCAAUGAGUUAGCGUAGACGCAAUCCUAGUGACAAUUGAAGUGAAAUUCAUGCCAAAGGUGAAAAAAACAAGGUCUAUGAUUCCUGCUUUGAAGGCUACAUAGUCACAUGCACGACAAACUCCACCCACAAUUUGGCAGCCACUAAACUCAAGGAUUAUGACCUGAGAGUGAACGCUGACCAGGGGAUUAGUUGCCUUAUUUGGGUCCCGUUUAAAGAUUUUUAAAGCAACAUUUUAUUAACGCAUUCACUGCCAUUGAUAGCAAUCAACGUCAAAUCCAUAUGAAUGCAUUUCAGUGGCAGUGACAAGAAUAG
Molecule: messenger RNA, 6544 nt
Organism: Corythoichthys intestinalis (scribbled pipefish)
Lineage: Eukaryota; Metazoa; Chordata; Actinopteri; Syngnathiformes; Syngnathidae
Product: SERTA domain-containing protein 2-like
Exons: 2
Coding region: 549-1262 (237 amino acids)
Cellular component (GO): nucleus
Molecular function (GO): transcription regulator activity
Source: RefSeq, a predicted model, not a curated record